Messenger RNA from Apus apus (common swift), 6611 nucleotides. It is a transcript of the gene ZFYVE1, whose product is annotated as zinc finger FYVE-type containing 1. The record is from RefSeq and is a predicted model, not a curated record. NCBI's taxonomy places the organism in Eukaryota, Metazoa, Chordata, Aves, Apodiformes, Apodidae. The transcript is spliced from 13 exons. The coding region runs from base 488 to 2836 and encodes 782 amino acids. Gene Ontology annotation, molecular function: metal ion binding.
AGGAGGAAACGGCGGCCGGGACCCGACUCCUUAGUCACCGGCUGCUGGCGGGAGGAAGGGGAAGAAAGGUGGCCGCCGGCUUGUAAACAAUAGCCCGGCUCGCGGCGCCCGGUGCCGCGCCGCCUUUGUUCCCGGCGCCGCCGCAGCUCCCUGCGCGCUGCCGCGGCUCGGCGGGAGGGCGCCGGCGGCUCCGCGCUGCCCCCCGGGCCGCCGCGCCGCACCAGCCGGCGCCGGGCGCAGCCCCAGGGAAGGACUUGCCCUGUCUGCUGAAGUACAGACCAGGCUGGGUGCUUCUUCUCAUGCUGAAAAUACGCUGCGCAGCUAAGCAGAGAAGGAACGUGUACCAGCACUUGAGUAUCAAAACACGUGAAACCAGCCACUUUCUUCAAGUUUGUUUUGGAGAAAGAAGCCUUCGCCUUGUGCAUAACAAGACUGGGAGGCAGAACAGAAGCAGGAGGGAAAAAUAGUGCUUUAAAGAAAUCUGAAGAUGAGUGCCCACACACAAACUGCAGAGAAAGGACAGAACACGACACUCCUGUGCCAGGAAAGCUAUGUUUGCAGUGGGACAGAUGAGGCAAUCUUUGAAUGUGACGAGUGCAGGAGCCUACAGUGCCAACGUUGUGAAGAAGAGCUGCAUCAGUCAGAAAGAUUACGGAACCACGAACGGACCCGUAUAAAACCCGGCCAUGUCCCCUACUGUGACUCCUGCAAAGGUGCCAAUGGGAACAUAAUGCACGCCAGCAUGACGGGCUCAAGGCAGAUAGCAGCAGUGAGGUGCCAGGUGUGCAAAAUCAACCUCUGCGUGGAGUGUCAGAAGAGGACACAUGCUGGGGGGAACAGAAGGAAGCACCCUGUCACUGUGUACCAUGCUGGCAAAGCCCAAGAGCAGGAAGAGGAGGAGGGAAUGGAUGAGGAGACCAAGAGAAGGAAGAUGACAGAGAAAGUUGUGAGUUUCCUCUUGGUGGAUGAAACUGAGGAAAUUCAGGUAAGGAAUGAAGAAGACUUUAUUAAGAAACUGGACUGCAGUCCUGACCAGCAUCUAAAGGUAGUGUCCAUCUUUGGGAACACGGGGGAUGGCAAGUCUCACACCCUUAAUCACACUUUCUUCUAUGGCCGGGAAGUCUUCAAGACGUCUCCAGCCCAAGAAUCUUGCACAGUUGGAGUCUGGGCAGCCUAUGACCCUGUCCGCAAAGUGGUGGUAAUUGAUACAGAGGGCCUACUGGGGGCCACCGUGAACUUGAGCCAGAGAACUCGGCUGCUGCUGAAGGUCCUGGCCAUCUCUGAUCUUGUCAUCUACCGUACUCGUGCUGACAGGCUCCACAAUGACCUCUUCAAAUUCCUUGGUGAUGCCUCGGAGGCUUAUUUAAAACAUUUCACCAAGGAGCUAAAAGCUACCACAGCCCGCUGUGGCCUAGAUGUUCCUCUGUCAACUUUGGGUCCGGGUGUCAUCAUCUUUCAUGAGACUGUGUACACCAAGCUCCUGGGCUCUGAUCAUCCUUCUGAGGUUCCUGAGAAGCUCAUUCAGGACCGGUUUCGGAAGCUAAGCUGUUUUCCUGAGGCUUUCAGCUCAAUCCACUACAAGGGAACAAGGACGUACAAUCCUCCAACAGAUUUCUCUGGACUUAGGCGAGCUGUGGAGCAGCAGCUGGAGAACAAUACCACUCGAUCGCCUAGACAGCCUGGGGUUAUCUAUAAAGCACUAAAAGCUCUAAGUGACAGGUUCAGUGGGGAAAUCCCCGAUGACCAGAUGGCUCACAGCUCUUUCUUUCCAGAUGAAUACUUCACAUGCUCUUCUGUGUGCCUCAGCUGUGGGUGUGGCUGUAAAAAGAGCAUGAACCAUGCAAAGGAAGGAGUCCCUCAUGAAUCCAAGAGUCGAUGCAGAUAUUCUCACCAAUAUGAUAACAGAGUCUACACUUGCAAGGCCUGUUACGAGCGAGGGAUGGAGGUCAGUGUGGUGCCAAAAACCUCUGCUUCCACAGACUCCCCUUGGCUGGGCCUUGCCAAGUAUGCCUGGUCAGGGUACGUGAUUGAGUGUCCCAACUGCGGGGUGGUGUACCGCAGCCGGCAGUACUGGUUUGGCAACCAAGAUCCUGUGAACACUGUGGUGAGGACAGAAAUUGAACAUGUCUGGCCAGGGACUGAUGGAUUUCUAAAAGACAACAACAAUGCAGCCCAGCGUUUGUUGGAUGGAAUGAAUUUCAUGGCACAAUCAGUAUCUGAGCUUAGCCUGGGACCUACAAAAGCUGUGACGUCCUGGUUGACAGACCAGAUUGCCCCAGCUUACUGGAGACCCAACUCUCAGAUUCUGAGUUGUAAUAAGUGCAACACACCUUUUAAAGAUAACGACACUAAACAUCACUGCCGGGCCUGUGGAGAGGGCUUCUGUGAUGGCUGUUCUUCCAAGACCCGUCCAGUGCCUGAGCGAGGCUGGGGACCAGCACCAGUGCGUGUGUGUGACAACUGCUAUGAAAACAGGGGCAUCCAGUUAGAUGUGGCUGAGCUGCCCUCAGAUGAGGAAGGGGGGACACUUAUUGCAAGGAAGGUGGGGGAAGCUGUGCAGAACACCCUUGGAGCAGUGGUGACAGCCAUGGAUAUUCCCUUAGGGCUGGUAAAAGAUGCUGCCCGACCUGCAUACUGGGUACCAGACCAUGAAAUCCUGCACUGCCACAACUGCCGGAAGGAAUUCAGUAUCAAACUCUCCAAACACCACUGUCGGGCCUGUGGCCAGGGAUUCUGUGAUGAAUGUUCACACGACCGCAGAGCGGUUCCCUCUCGUGGAUGGGAUCACCCAGUCCGAGUUUGCUUUAACUGCAAUAAAAAGCCUGGAGACCUUUAACCCCAGGCUUUUCUCCAGAUCUUUGCAAUUCCUUAUGUUCUCAGGGUUACAAAUGAAAAUAUCUGGUCUUUCACCUCUUAACCUGUUGCAGCCAGAGUGCAUGUUUCCAGUUUCUGGCCUCCUCUCAUGUUAUAUCCAUCUUGGAACGCUGGGAAUGAGCUUAUGUUCAUCCUCUAGGUUUUAAUUUCAAAUUGACUGGGGAAGGGAGGGAGCUCCCUUGUAAAUGAGCAAACCAAAAUCCAGUGUAUUUUAUUCCAAUUUUAAAAAAUAAAUAUCUAUCUAUCUAUCUAUCUAUGUAUAAUUUAGUAUAUUAAGGAUGCGGUUGGCUAAUGAAGCUUUAAGUAUUCCUAGUCCAAAUGAUGGAUGGUGUUGUUCCUUACUAUAUUGGAUCAGACAUAUGGCCUUCUGAUUUGUCUUUUGGAAUGUCUUGCUGAUCAUGAUGUCCUGUGAGGAAGGUUUGGACUCUGUGCUGCCAGGAAAUCUCCAGUGUUGAUGUAUGAAUUACACCUGGUAAUUCAACCAACCCCACAUCUGGAGGUGCCGUACUUCUGGCCGUGGAAGUGUUAACCCAGAUUCAUUAGCAAGUUUGUGUGAACUGUGAUACGAGCAGUGGUCUUGCGGUGCAAGAGGUAUCAAGUUGAAAUAGACCUGCUGGUAGAGACCAGCAGAGCUCUGAAAGUAAAGCGAAUCAUGUGGCACAAGGCAAAGCGUUCUGAUUUUGCCGUUUCAACUUCAAUACCAGAUCAAAAGGUAGCAGGGUUUUGCUCUCCCUGACAAUGUUCUCAUGUACUCAGGUUUUCUUCAAGUUUCUCUGCCAGGUUGUUGCAGUUAAAUUUUUGUCCAGAGCAGAACAAGAGAACAAGUUAUGUAGGCAAUUCUGAAAUAGGAAGUUUGAGUUGUUUGGGUUGUGAUGACUUUUCUUUAGCCCCACUUUUUAAGUGAUCCUGGAGUCUCUGGAGCCUCUGUGUUCUCAGAUGUGGUUGCACAGAUUUGACUUACUUUUUUUCUAAUAAUAUGAAUUUACAAAUCCACCUGGAAAAUGGGAACCUUUCUUCUUUGCUCCUAGCAACUGGCACUCACUGGACUUCAUUAUUUUAUUAAAGGACUGCAACGAAUUCACUGAUUUUUGUUAUCAAAAGCACCAUUUAACCUAACUAAUACUGUCUUGUACUGUGGAUUUGUGGUUCCAGUGAUAAGAAGUAAGAGCCCAUUGUGGAUUGAACUGUCUAAAAUUCUCCCUUCUUGGCUUACAUAGACAAGAACUCUCCUACCACAUGAGAAUUGUCUCCUCUUGGAGUGACUGAAGUUUGAUGCCAUGUCCUGGAACUGUGAUAUUUUUUUCCCCAGCUUAUUAAAUGUGCUCUUGUGUAGAUGACUGCCCCACACCCUGUUUCUGGGCUGUAUUAUUAAAUUAUCUGCUAUAAAAGACUAUCUUCUGAACAAGUGUACUGACUUUUUCCUUGUAAGAAGCAGUUCUGUUCUCACUUUGUCUCUGAAAGAACAUACUCACAAAGUGGUUGCCCCUUCACAGCUACAUCCAGCCUACACAUGGAACUAGACUUGCAAGAUGUUCCAGGACACCUUCGGUACUGGCUGAGUUUACUGGGGACUGUCUAAUGUUUUUGUAAGCAAAGUCUGCCAUAAAGUGACAGUUGCCCAAGGGAGGGCACAAGUAGGUAGAAAUCAUCUCUUAAAAGACAUUCUGCACAUCCAGCAUAAUUCUGUGCUUCAAAGUACUUUUAUUUUUUUAAUGGGUGAGCAACGUGUUCUUGGUGUGUAGGCUGUGCCCUGUGUGCUAUUUAUGCAUGUAGCUUUACUACCAUGUUAAUGCACAAAGAAAAAGCAGCCAUGACAUUCCUUGUAUAAAAUCUUUGGCAUCUGUUUCAACAACUUGUGUGCUUUUUUUCUUUCUUUUUUUCCUUGUCACAGACAAAAUUACUACUUGUUCAAAGAGAAAAUAUUGUAUAAACAUUUUUAGUAUACAUGCAAUCUUAGUAACUUAGCAUCCUGUCAAUAUGCAGAGUCCAUUUUUGAUUGAUUAUCCUGGAGCUGAGUCUUUUGUGCUGUUGCUCAACAAAGCAAAAUCUCAUGGGGUGCUUACACUGCAUCAGGCUUGGUGUUACUCUUUCUGGACAAUGUUGAGAGGAUCAUUUGGGUUCUGUGUUUUCCAAAAUGAAAGAAAGAUAUGUAAGGUUUAAGUUCACUGUUGUUUUCUGUACAGAAGAGCUUUUUUUAUUUUUUUCCCUGACUUUGGGUGCUGUGAGUAUGCAGAGUAUAGGUUAUGGUAACUAACUGGAUUAGCUAUUUAAAGGGGGUAGAUGCAUAUUUUAGCAGAGCCAAACACUAUUUAGUAUUAACACAUUAGGAUUCAAUUAAAAAAGUUCUAAAUGAUGUCUGUGGAUAGAAAGCUCUGCAGCAAACUUAAGUGAAGGAAAUAGAAAUCCUGAAAAAAAUUAAUAAAGCAAGUAACGUGGGAGCAUCUUGUACCUAGAGUGGGACUGUCAACCUGAAGACAAGGGUUAAUCCUAGCAGUAGAAACCUGUAAGAGUUUUAUUUCUAAAAUCUUAGGAGGGUGCAGAGGCAUUAGUAUCACCUAACCAGAGGGAGUCUUUGCAAAACCUGUAUGCAGUGAACAGCAGCUUUGCUGGACCUCUGCAAAAGCCCAAAGUGUGAGCCUUUCAUAAAGGCAGUAUGAGACAGAGCUGGUGCUCUAAUGCAACUCUUGUGUGAAAAAGUCUUGUUUCUUUACAAGGGCCAGGGAUAGGAGGGGACUUUUUUCCAGGAAAUUUCCAGAAGAUAACUGUGUUUUACCAAAGACAAAUUAAUUACUUACCAUGAGCUUACAGUCAGUCGUGAUAAUGUGUCCUUUGGAUCAACAAGUUUCCCGUAAUAUUCAUAUUUCAGUAGUUAAAAUCAGCACAGUAUCUUGAUAAGAUAAUGAAUUAAAUUGGUCUGAGACAUGGCAUGAUAAAAGGAUAUUCUGACUUACAGAAUUAUGUUGACUGUUUGAUGCAAAUCUGCUAGAAAAGUGAUGUCAGAUUGCUUACUGGCAGAUAAGCAGCUUCUGCACCUCUUCUGAUCAGGAAAUGCUAUGGAAAACAUGGAGUAAAAUAAGAAUCAUGUGGAUUAACUGAUAUGCAAACAUGUGCCCCAGUGAAAAACUAAUUCCUGACCCAGAACACCACAAAAUGAGCCUAGAUUUGUAGAGGAAAAAAACAUCUGAUGCUCUAUUCUGAUGGAUUUAUUUCUAUUGUGGGUACCUAUGCCAACUCAACAUAAAAAUUAAUCUUCAGAUAGUUUAUGUGGGUUUUCCUCUCCUUCUGUGAAGGAGGUAUGUGUAAGUUUCAUAUAGAGGUGCACACCUGCCUUACACAAAAUCUUUAGGCCAAACUUGGCUUAAGUGUUUACCAGGUGCAAAUUGCACCUGAGUCUUGCAGCAAGGGAAACAGAUGGCAGAACAGCAUGGCUGUAGCAUGUAGCUAUUGCCAGGGUAGCAGCAGGCUGGAAUGUGUGGCUAAUUCCUUAUGAAAAAAUACUUUGUCUUUCACUUCCCUGCCCCUCACCCCUUCAUUGGUUUUCCUCCUCAUUCAUUCUCCUGCACAGUUCCUCACAGGGGAAGUUGCACCUGCUGAAGUUGGCCAAGGUAUCCCACAUAUUCCUCUCUGUGUCACUUGUGAAUUGUGCCUUUAGUUGUGUUCUGGAAGACAUAACAAUUCUUGUGAGCUUUUGAUGUCAACAAGAGCUUAUUGUUGAAAUAAACUCCGUCAUUACGUUA